UUGCCUUCGGUGACGGUGGGUGCGUGAACGCGGCUAGCUCUGUGUACCGCACCGCGCUGCUCUACCUAGCUGGACGUUAUUAUUUCGGAUAUUCGUGACCUUAAGGAUCCAAAGGGACUAUCUAUUUUGUAUAUGACGGAACCGUCUUCACAUAUAAAUCCGUAAACCAUAAAGGACCAGCAUGGAGCGAGCCACUGUUCUCCUACUGGUGAUCGUGUCUUUUACAUAUACAGUUGGAGACGGCGGGCCUAGAGGAGAGAGCUCGCCUCACCCCGUCCAUGUGUAUCAGGGAGACGACGCCCUAGUCACCUGCGUGGUCAGGGACAUUGGCAACAACAGCGUCGUGUGGAAGCGAGAGGACCAGGACACCAGGAGGUGGAAGAUCUUGACCGUAGGACACUCCAGAGUCACCCUGGACCAUCGGAUAUCCGUGCUGCAUGAUGAGGGAGGAGUGGUAUGGGUGCUCGCUAUCAAAAACGUGAAGCAUGCCGACUCUGGUCUGUAUGCCUGCGAAGUGAACAGCAACCCAGUGGUGCGGACAUACCACAAACUUUCAGUUCUAUCGACGGAUCUGCAGCCACCCCAGGUUAGCCAACCUCCCCCGGUGGAGACGAGCGACCCCGCUGACGUCACGACAAAUCCUGCCAACCACAACUACACCAGCUGUUGUAUCGCCAGCAAUGUAUCCACAGGAUGUCUGGGCUUCUGUAACAUUCAGAGUAUCCUGGACGGCCAGACAGGGCAGGACCCGGAGAACUGUGAGACGGACUUUCCCGCCAUCGUGCGCUGUAUGGCGGAUGGACGUAACCACGUGCAGUGCUGUGUGGACGAGGGAGUACCCGACAUAUGUCAGGAUGUGUGUCGAGGAGAAUACACUGUCAUCACGGACAACAUCAAGACUCACUUCUCUUGUUCUGCCUACACCGAGAAAACACUUUCAUGUAUCGUCUAUGGAAUAGAGGUCCUGCCUAGUCAGCCACGCAACGUGGAGGUGGAGGGUCUGAGUGACACGUCACUGCAAGUGUCAUGGCUGCCUCCACUCAGCAAUGCUGAUACCAUCUCUCAGUACGUAGUGAACGUCACCAUGCUGCGCUCCUUCGACGCCAACAUCGCCGAAACUGACACACAAAACUCUAGUCAAGCAAUAGUCACGCCACACACCGUACAAAUUACUGUUAAGGUUUCUAAGCAAACAAACAACGCUAUCGUAGGUAACCUAGUGCCUCUGACGAUGUAUGAGGUGACAGUGACCGCGUGGAAUGAGAACGGGAGCAGUCUGCCCGCCAACGCCGUCCGCACACUGACACUCACUCCUGGUCAGGUCAAGCCGGUCACGACAGCGAAGCCACCCAAACUGCCUGACGUGCGGGCCUGCUGUGUGGAACAGGGCAUCACGCACGGAACAUGCCUGGACAAGCUGUGCACUAUUCCUCAGUCGUCUGUGGCUGAGGUGACAGAUCUGAUGAUAUGUGCUCCCUGGGCCCGCCAGACCUUCAGUUGUCUCGCCAACGGUGUGGACCACAGGCCAUGCUGUAGAGCCCGCGGUCUACCAGACCUGUGCCAGGACCUCUGCUCCGGCAACGUUACACAGCUGGACUUUAGUUACUUCAAGUGUGUAAAGUACAUGAGCACCUACUCCAACUGCCUAAUGCAAGGCUACGGAGUCCUCCCUAGUCAACCUAGCAGUUUGAGAGUGUCCAAUGUUGAGACAAAUUUCGCCAUCGUCCACUGGGGCAAACCCAAGACUCUUGGCGACACUGUCACUCACUACAACCUGCAUUACAGGCUACUGCAGGAGCAGGAGUAUAAAAUGACACCAAAGGUGUUCUCGCCCUAUGUCCUAGAGAACCUCACCAGUGACUCUCUCUACGAGGUGUACGUCUCUGCUGCCAACACCCACGGCGUGGGGGAGUCUUCACAGAGAGUGGUGUUCAGCACGGAGAGCAAGCUGAAGGAUGCUUCAGAAGAGGAGUCAGUGAAGGACUACAACGUGACUGCGUGUUGUGUAGAGGCAGGCCUCAGUGAUAUGUGUAUGCCCAUCUGUUCCUUCGACGCCAGCAUGACCAAGCUGAAGGCGCUCGGAGGUGUGUGUGCCAGUGAGUUCUCCAAGCUGCUACGGUGUGGCGCUGGAGGGCGGAACCACAGGGGCUGCUGCGCCAGGCGGGGAGUGCCCCCGGCAUGUCUGCCUCUCUGCUCAGGGGUCAUCGUGGAGUCGGUGAUUGUCACCGUGUCCUCGUGUGUCCCUUACAUUGGAAACAUCGUGCAGUGUUUUGAAGAAGGCACAGGGCUGCUGCCAGGUCCAGUACAAGAACUUCACGCAGUUUACGUCACGGACUCCGAGGUCACGUUGACUUGGGAGCCACCCAGUGACAACAGCAACGUGACUGACUACGUGAUACAUUACAACAAAGUAGACAACACGUCCACACACGAAACUCUACUUAAACUGGACAAUCAACAAAACGCUUCAGAAACAAGCGCCACUGUACGGGGACUGGACCGAGGUGCUUUGUAUAAUAUCUUUGUAGUAUCUCGCAACGAACACGGCACUUCACUACCUUCUUCUCUCCUUUUGAUAAACGCUACGAAAACAGCUCUGCCUGAGGGAGGUAUCACUGGAGUGACGUCACCACCCCACUCCCUCGCUGUGUCUAGUCAUAGCGCUACAUACGUCACCAUCUCGUGGCAACCCCCGGAGUUCAGCCAUCCUGCAGAGCCAAUCAAGUAUAUGCUGUAUUACAAGACAAACUCCGACACCAAGUAUGUGAGCAUUAACACAUCAGUGACGUCACAUAUGAUUGAUGGUCUGAGACCCAACACCAAGUACAUUGUCUACGUCACAGCCAUCUCGAGGAAGGGGCAGAGUCUUCCUUCGGAGACGCUAGUCGCUUGGACAGACCCGGCUUUCCCAGCGUUCGUGGAGCCCCCGACAGUCCACCCAAUCAACCUGGUAGUAGAAGGCAGCAGUAUGACGAUAUUGUGUAUCGCCAUGGGAACUCCGAUGCCCACCAUCUCCCUGUACAUCUCCGGCAGACUGGUCAGACAGGAGGUGACCAGACACAUGGUUACUGUCAUAUACAACGUCACUCGCGACAUGGACAUGAUCUCGUGCUACGCAGACAACGGCUACGGAACACCCAUGGAGCGCAGGAGGAGGAUCGUCAUCAGCCGUAAGCCCAACCUGACGGCCUCUGGUAUCAGGAUGGCCGCACCCGGAGAGUCCGUCACCCUGGAGUGUCUGCUGGAUGCUCAUCCGGAGCCGAAGAUGUUGUUCUGGCGAGACUACGCCAACAGAGUCCCCGUCAUUCAGGGAUCUAAAUAUGACGUCAACAUCUCACCAAUGAAGGACGAGCCAGACCGAUGGAUGAUGCAUCUAACAAUAAAAUCCAUAUCCAAAGAAGACGAAGGGGAUUACUACUGCCAUGCUGAAAACAGCUUUGGGAACGACACUCAACCAGUGUCAGUGCGAAUAAGACAAGUGAACGUGAUCAGCAACGUGACACAAUGCUGUAUCGAGCAAAACGUGUCGUCAUCAUGUCAGGACGCUUGCUCGUUCUAUCUUGAUAUCGACGCGAUCAUCGACAAACCAGAGUGUAUCAACGAGUUUUACAAGCUUAUGAAGUGUGCCGCAGACGGCUCAGACCAUCGUAGUUGCUGCGCUCACAACGGUGUAGAGAGGGGCUGUCUAGACUGGUGUAGAGGGGAGCCACUCUACAGCCAGGACAGCAAAGUCUGCCUUCUAUCACACACUAAGAGGAUCAUGUCCUGCUUCCGCGAGGGACGAGAUCGGUUGCCCGGACCACCACUUAAUGUAAGGGUGGAAAAGAUUGACUCUCAUUCUGUCAUGGUUAGAUGGGAUCCUCCUACAAAGAAUCCACAAACUGUUGAUAUGUACAGAGUUUUCUGGAGGCAGUAUGGCGUCAGAAUCCCACCACAGAAGAAUGACAGUAGAGUGACAAGCAUGAAGAUCUCCGGACUAAAGGAGGGAGUGACGUACGAGUGUGUAGUAAAGGCGGGAAACACACGUGGCACGAGUGUGCUGACUGAACCCGUCAAGUUUAUAAUGGACGACAAAUACACAGUCAUAUUGCCGACCACGACUAGUGACCACGGCCAAGGUCUGAUGAUCGUGGGUGUGGUGCUGGCCCUCGCUGUGGUGGGAGCUAUGGUGAUGACUGCAGUAUGGCUAGUCAGGACCAAGGCACUCCUGGGCCGCAAGUCAACAGGAGCGGUCGCAUUUGAGAACCCCAGCUACCUGCGGGAGGUCAACAUGGACCAUAUACAGAUAAGUCACUCAGAUGUGGCACCAGUUUCUAACGGAAUCUCCAGUUCUGGCCCUCACACAGGGUGGAAGCACGAACCCCUACACGUCCCGGCCCAGACCGAGGUACCUCCCACGUUAUACGAAGAGCUAAAGCUGGGACAGGACGGUGCGGGCUUUAAGAGGCUCAAACCUUAGUGAGAGAAAACUCAAGUGUACUUGUACAGUGACCGUGAUACCGAGUACUCGAUAGAUGAACUCGACCUGUGAUAUUCGAUGGUCAGUGAGCGAUAUCGAUGUCUCGAUAGUGUGAUACGUGGUGCCCCAAUCCGAUAGAUGCCAUAGAGAUAGUGUAGAAAAGAAACAGGUUGUAAUUCUUAUGUAAGGAUUAGUUUUGUUGAUGUUUCAUUUCCAAAUAUGGCGUUUAUCUUAAAAGUUUUGAAAAACUAUUGCUCUACGAAAGACUAUUAAGAGUACGAAAAAAGCCGAAAUCUUUUACAGGUUGGAUCUAUGUUUCCUUUAAAUUUGAUUAAUUAGAUUUUUUUCAAACCAACAACUUUCUUUCUACACUGUUUUUAGUUUUUUAGAACAUUUUGUUUAUAGGAAAAAUUAUAAUAACAUACCUAAAACAGUGUAAUUGUGUUUACUUAUAUUUCAAAAUCAACAGGGAAAUUAUAUAUUAAAUCAUUAAUUUUACUUAUUAACACAAUGAAAUUUUAAAAUUCCAUAAAAUUAUUUCAAUGGGUUAAACGUGUAAUUGUUUAACUCACUUAACAAUGGUUUAGUUCUUAUUAUCUUUUGAGACUUUACUAGAGUGAUGCACGAAAUGAAGAAGACAAGUUUUAAAUAUGGUAUAUUGUUGAAAUACUGUGUUUGAUACAAAUAAAAAAAAACCCAUUCAGACGCCGUGUGCCUUGAAGAAUUAAGAUAAGACGAGUUAUAGUUGUUAAUCGUUCACUCUUUGGUUUGGCAUGGUAAACUUUUACAUGUAUAUACAAUAGACGAUGUAAACCGGUUGUUCAGUCUGUUCAUUCUUCGUUUAGUUAACCGUACUUUAUUUUGUACAACAGUUAAUUAGAGUGAUUAAUCACAUAGCGGAAACUUAAUUUCUUAAUUUAAUUUAAAUUCUUCUUUGGUCAAUAUAUAAAGCUAAUUUAUGAGCCAGUUUAGUAACAUCAGUAGACUUUAAUUAGUAAAACGUUUCUUUUUUAGUGCCUGUGACAUCCCAAAGCUAGAUUUAUGUUUUCCAAUGUCACCGACACUAUAGGUUAUUUCCCCAGACCAAUACCUGUAUGGAUGUUUGAACAGUGAGUCUUGUGCGAUCGCACCAAGGUGUCUAGUCCAUGUUAGAGAUCGUAGUCGUUGUGGUUAUUAUUGUUAUGUUGAAUUGUACAGCAUGGUUUGUCCUAGACUUUCGCACCUUUGUUUUGUACGAAUAAACAUUUGUACUAGAUGACUAAGUUGUGUUUUAUUUAUGUAAGGAGAUAAAUAAUUUUUUACAAUGUUAAAUAAGUCUGCACAUUUGUAAAGAGUUAGAUAUGUACAAAAUAGAUGGAAUAUCCAGUAAA
Macrosteles quadrilineatus (aster leafhopper) is the source of this 5829-nucleotide messenger RNA. RefSeq names its product Ig-like and fibronectin type-III domain-containing protein 1. NCBI's taxonomy places the organism in Eukaryota, Metazoa, Arthropoda, Insecta, Hemiptera, Cicadellidae. The record is from RefSeq and is a predicted model, not a curated record. The coding region runs from base 182 to 4459 and encodes 1425 amino acids. Gene Ontology annotation, molecular function: protein binding. The transcript has 26 exons.